This is a messenger RNA of Aspergillus steynii IBT 23096, 1572 nucleotides long. Its product is annotated as argininosuccinate synthase. Gene Ontology annotation, biological process: urea cycle; L-arginine biosynthetic process. The coding region runs from base 92 to 1345 and encodes 417 amino acids. NCBI's taxonomy places the organism in Eukaryota, Fungi, Ascomycota, Eurotiomycetes, Eurotiales, Aspergillaceae. The transcript is spliced from 12 exons. Gene Ontology annotation, molecular function: ATP binding; argininosuccinate synthase activity. The record is from RefSeq and is a predicted model, not a curated record. Gene Ontology annotation, cellular component: cytoplasm.
UCCUUCCGUCCCUCUCAUUUCUCCGAACGUCCUGGUCUACUCUCAUUCCUCAUUCCUCUUUCCUUACUCCUCUCCACAUCCAUCCAUUACAAUGUCCGACGCUAAGCCUCGUGUCUGUUUGGCCUACUCAGGCGGUCUCGAUACCAGCUGCAUUCUGCGCUGGCUGAUCGAAGAGGGCUACGAUGUCGUCUGCUUCCUCGGCAACGUCGGCCAGGAGGAGGACUGGGCCGCCGUUGAAGAGAAGGCUCUAAAGAUUGGCGCUAAGAAGAUGAUUAUUGAGGACCUCCGUCGGGAAUUUGUCACCGAGCUCUGCUUCCCCGCCAUCCAGUGCAAUGCCAUCUAUGAGGGCCGUUACCUCCUCGGUACCAGCUUGGCCCGCCCCGUCAUCGCUCGCGCUCAGAUGCGCGCUGCUCAGCGCGAAGGCUGUCAGUUCGUCUCACACGGUGCCACUGGCAAGGGUAAUGACCAGGUCCGUUUCGAAUUGGCUUUCUACGCCAUUCAGCCCUCCAUUAAAAUUAUCGCCCCGUGGCGUGAUCCCAAGUUCUUCAAGCGUUUCGCCGGCCGUAACGACCUGCUGGACUACGCUGCUCAGACCGGCAUCCCGGUCACCUCUACCAAGGCCAAGCCUUGGUCAAUGGAUGCCAACUCUGCCCACUGCAGUUACGAGGCUGGUGUCCUCGAGGAUCCUGACCACACUCCUCCCUCCGACAUGUGGACCAUGACCAACGACCCCUUGAACGCCCCUAACGAGCCCACCGAUAUCAGCAUUGAGUUUGAGAAAGGUAUCCCCGUCAAGGUCACUACCCCUGAGAAGCAGUAUACCGACCCGGUCGAGCUGUUUAACGCCCUUAACAAGCUCGGAUACACCCACGCCAUCGGCCGUAUUGAUAUCGUUGAGAACCGAUUUAUCGGUCUGAAGAGCCGCGGCUGCUACGACUCCCCCGCCAUGACCAUCCUGCGCGAUGCCCACCUUGACCUGGAGGGUCUCGUCCUGGACGGCCAGGUCCGCGCCCUCCGUGACCAGUUCGUCACCCACAACUGGUCCAUCCAGCUCUACAACGGCUACUACUUCAGUGCCGAGCGUGAAUUCAUCGAGAACAGUCUCGUCUACAGCCAGAAGCGCGUCAACGGCCAAGUCCGCGUGCGCCUGUACAAGGGCAACGCCUACGUCCUCGGCCGUUCCAGCCACACCGAGAAGCUCUACUCCGCCGAGGAAGCCUCCAUGGACUCGCUGGAGGACUUUGAGCCCACCGACACGACCGGCUUCGUUGCCAUCCAGUCGAUCCGUCUCAAGAAAUACGGCCUCCAGAAGGCCGAGGAGGGCGAGUCUCUCAGCCGUGCUUAAGCGGAAAAAGGAAAGGAAAGGAAUGGAUUGGAUAGGUUUUGUUAGAUAAAAUUAAUUUUUGAGCACAGAGUAAUGUGGUUUUGUGUCAUGUAGGUAUGGCUAUGAUAUGAUGUGGUACAAAAAUUUAGAGGUUUCGGUUAUGAAUAUCUUGAGAACACGGAGUAUUGCGGAGUAUGGAUUGUUGAGCGAGCGAAGAUCGCUACAAGAAUCGGCAGACGAUGUGGUGU